Auanema sp. JU1783 is the source of this 2001-nucleotide messenger RNA. The record is from the annotation of a GenBank genome assembly. NCBI's taxonomy places the organism in Eukaryota, Metazoa, Nematoda, Chromadorea, Rhabditida, Rhabditidae.
AUGGAUCGGCCAGGAACUUCAUCAGAUUUUUUUCUAAGUUCCAUUCUUGAUAAUAUGGAGAAAUUAACGCCUUGCAUCCCUUUUGAGGAUCCUGGGUCAUCAGUUGCACAGGAGUCCUUACUACUGUCCUUACCGUCGAAUAUUUUGGACAAAAUAGUUGCGAAAAUCCCACUUUACGAACGAAUUAUAUCAUGUGGGUCAGUGUGCCGUCAACUGAGAGCUAGUGUAUCUAGAACCAUUACUUCUGUCGAGUUUUACAAGGAUGGAUUUGACAGUUUAAGCGAGAAGCGUUUGAAUUACUUCUUAAGCAUCUACGGAAAGAACAUCACAUACCUAAACUUUGAUCUGUUCCGUUCGACAUUCCUCCAGGAGUGUACUCAGUGGACUUGGAGACAAUCUGUCAUUAACACAGUCAGCUUUUGCAAAAAUUUGAAAGAGCUAAAUAUCUUGGUCUGUCAUAGACAUCGACUUAGAGAUAACGAUCUCAUUCGAAUUUUCACAGCCGCCCCAACUCUUGAGUCUGUCAGCAUUGAUGCAAAGUUCCUGAAUGGACACUGUUUUAUGACAGCGCCUCCAUCAUUGAAGAAAUUAGAACUUGAGAUGUGCUACAGAAUCACUGAGACAUCGCUGAAAUACAUUUUCAAUCUUAAAAAACUUACAGUCAUUCACUUCUCGGAAUUACUCAUUCUGAAAGAUGCUGUUAUAUAUGAUAUGAUACACAAGUUACGCCAUCUGACGCACGUCUCUAUCGUUUCAAAUCAAGAAACUUUAUACAGAGAUCUUACGCCUUCUGGAUUAGCUUUAUUCGGUCGACUUCCCCAUUUAACGACUUUAGGUUUGGAAGGUCUUAGUGCCGUAACUGAUAAGUUCCUGAUGGAAAUCACUAAUGAGAAAAAUCCUAUAUGUACGAAGCUAACCGGGCUUUCACUAGCCUUUUCUUAUAAUAUUGGACUAUCUGGAAUAAGAUGCUUGAGCAAGUUGCAUUCUCUUGAAAAUUUGAAUUUGGAAGGUGUAAGCAAGCGAGACGUUUCUCUCGGUUUGGAAGUAGUUGCUCAAUGCGGUAAACUUGUUCGACUUUUAUUGGCCGAAAAAUGUAAUGUGUCUCCUGAUGCAUUGAAGCUGAUUGUAGCUAGCUCGCCUAACUUGCGAUUCCUUGAUAUAACCAAUAACGAAGAGAUCAUAAACUGGCAUUGUGCUAAGGAAAUAGUUUUACAUUGGGCUCAGACAAAACGCCCUCAAUUAACCAUUUUAACCGACGAUCAUAUUACAUGGAAUAUGGUUGUUAAGCCUCCUGUUAAUGCCUACGGUGUUGUACCAGUCAACGUUAUCCAUGUACAUAGACAAUCAGUACCUUGCGAAGAUGUUUUACCAGAUUCCUCGUUAUCAAAUGAAGAUGUUUCCCAAAUUUCACCUGGAUUACUGUAUCCUGCUCUCCGUAAGGGCAUACGUUAUCGUUUACUAUAUGAAACUCUCGGUGGAGGUGAACAGGAAGAGAAAGAAAAUGGUAUUUUCUGCAAUUCACCGCCUAUUGCCGAUGUCGUUGAGCAGCCUGCUGCUGUAAACAUUAUGAAUGUUUUACAAUCUAAGAAACGACAAAAGUUUUUUGAUAUUGGAAAUAAAAUGAGUGAUGCCAAUCUCCCUUCUGGAUUUAGCUUCUCUCCUGUUUCUGCAGACGGGGAUCCCAGCAGUCGUGAUUGGUCGGUUGAUGUGUUGUCGCUCCUCCUCAAUACUCACGCCUAUCACGAUGGAGCUCAUGUUGGACCUAUGCCUGUCAAGGAAGGGAUUGUUUUCAAACCAGAUGGAAGGGUAGGCGCGAACGCUUCUAUUAAUCCCUUUGCUCAGAAAAAUGGUGGGGCCCCCCGUCCCCCUAUUGAAAUCCCACCCCAGCCAGUAGUUCAUUAUACCAGGGGGUCUAGGGCUAAACGACGUUCUGUUCCUUUAAAACCUACUAAUGCUGCGCAUAAGUUUGAUGCAAGUGAUUUCCCACCUCUAAGUAGUUAA